AAAUAAAAAGAUGAUAAAACCCAAAACCCUACUGGCUCUUCUAAAAUCUCUGCACUCCCUCAGCUCUCAAGUCUCAACCCAACCUUCCCUAUUUCUUUCUUUCUUCUUCUUCACUUCGUCUCUCCCUCUCGCUCAUUUCCUGCCCACUAAUAUGUUUAAUAUGGCUCGAGUUUUCGGCACUUGGGAAUUUGAAUUAAGGUAAUCACUUAGAAGGCUACGAGAACUUGGUCGAAAUGAAGAGGAAAUCGUCACUUCAGCUUCAAGCUCUCGAGAGCUUCUAUGAAGAGGAGAAAUAUCCUACCCAGAGACAGAUGGAAGGCUAUGCUGCAGCUUUAGGAUUAACUUUGAAGGAGGUCAAGGGAUGGUUUGUUGAGAGGAGAAGAAGGGAUAAAAGGGAUUAUGGAAUUAUGUUACCUAUCCAUUCUAUGAAAAAACUCCAUGCUCCUAAUGGAAGGAAUGUUGGAGGUGUUUCUGCUGGUAGAAAGAACCCUAAAGGACAGGGCUCUUUGUUUCAUAAUAGGUCAAACACUGGUGCUGCAUUAUGUUCAAGAUAUAAAAGUGCAUUUUCAACAGCUAACAAGAGAAAGAAGAAAAUGCUUCUUCUGCAGGAUUUGUCAUCUCCUCAGUACAUUCUGAAGAAGGUAUUUCGCAAGGAUGGUCCUCCACUUGGUGUGGAAUUUGACUCUCUUCCUUCUCAAGCCUUUUGCCACUGCAAAGGUUCUAAAAAUUCUCAUCCUGCUGAUCAAGAGGACCAAAGAGCAACCAGAAGGAGAACGGUUUCUGAGCUUACCACCAUAGAUUAUCAGAACAACUGUAAUGAGAGUGCCCCAGUGAAGAAGCAUGGUAUUGGAAAAGGUUUGAUGACAGUUUGGAGGGUUGUAAACCCUGAGGGUGGAGAUAUUCCUACUGGUGUUGAUUUUUCUAAUAAACAAAUCAUUGCUCCUCCCCAAACAUCAAGUCCUGUAGUGCGAAAGCCACCAGCUCGGAACAAAAGACGGCAACCAUUAGUAUCUUUAAUGAAACAGAGAAGCUUGGAAAAGAAGUUACAGGAAAAGAAGAGGCCUUCAAUUAAAAGGAGAGAGAUGAAAUCUAACAAAGAUGACAGUAAUAGGCAGUUGCACAAAGAAAAAUGUGAACUUGCUUUAGAAGGAAGUACAUCCAAUAAAAGUCUUGAUCAGCUUUUAAUGCUAGUUGAUGAUGAAGAGUUGGAGCUGAGGGAGUUACAAGCCGGACCAAAUCCAUUGACAUGCUCUGAUCAUCUUGGUACCAGUGGAGUGCUUGGUUGCUCCCUUUGUAAAGAUUUGCUGGCUAAGUUUCCACCUAGUUCAGUUAAGAUGAAGCAACCAUUCAGUAUGCAACCCUGGGAUUCAUCUCCAGACACUGUCAAAAAACUGUUUAAGGUUUUCCAUUUCUUGUAUACUUAUUCAGUAACACUUGACAUAUGCUCCUUCACACUUGAUGAGUUUGCUCAAGCAUUUCAUGAUAAGGAUUCAUUGCUACUUGGGAAAAUUCAUGUGGCCCUUCUACAGCUUCUUUUGUCGGAUGUCAAAUUGGAGCUGAGUGGUGUACUUUUGCCUCAUUUUAGCUUGUCUUGCAAGUUUCUUGCUCUUCUUCACUCGGUAGAGAACCAGGAAUUUGUGGUGGAGUUCUGGAAGACAUCCUUGAACCCACUGACAUGGACAGAAAUACUGCGUCAAGUUUUGGUUGCAGCUGGCUUUGGUUCAAAACAAGGUCUAUUGCGGAGGGAAGCCCUUAGCAAGGAAAUGAGCCUCAUGGCUAGGUAUGGCCUACGUCCUGGUAGUUUAAAGGGUGAGCUGUUUAGAAUUUUGUCAGAAAGAGGAAAUAAUGGGCUGAAAGUUUCAGACCUGGCAAAGUCUUUGCCGGUUACUGAAUUGAAUCUCACUAGCACGACUGAGGAACUCGAAGAAUUAAUAUGUUCAACUCUUUCAAGUGAUAUUACUUUAUUUGAAAAGAUAUCAUCAUCUGCAUACCGUCUUCGCAGCAAUUCUGUUGCAAAGGAAGGCAAUGACUUUCAUUCCGACACUGAGGACUCUGGAAGUGUUGAUGAUGACACUGAUGACAGUAGUGCAAGUAGCAGCAGUGAAGAUUCUGACUGUGACUUGGGAAAUUACUAUCAACGGAAACUCAAACAUAAAAAUUAUCGUAAAAGUAAAAAUAACAUGAUGACAGUCUACACUGAAAUUGAUGAAAGCCAUCCAGGAGAAGUGUGGUUGCUAGGACUUAUGGAAGGUGAAUAUUCAGACUUGAGCAUUGAAGAGAAGUUGAACGCAUUAGUGGCUUUGAUCGAUCUUCUUCGUGCUGGUUCCAGUGUCAGAAUGGAGAAUCCGAGUGAAGUCAUUGCUGAGUGUGUCCCCAACAUCCCUCACUAUGGUUCUGGAGCAAAAAUAAAGAGAUCAUCAAACCAACAUAAUUUUCCCAGGCCAUCUUGGGUCUAUGGUGGACCAAAGAAUGGUGUACAAGAAGCACAUACAUCAUCAGACUCUCACCCACUUGAUUCAUCAUCAAUUUUAAAGUUUUGUGAAAAGGAGAAAUGCCCUAGCAGUAGAAUGGAUGCAAAAGAAACUCAAACUGGAGUUGAUAUACACCCAAUGCAAUCCAUAUUUUUGGGCUCCGAUCGAAGGUACAACAGAUAUUGGCUCUUCUUGGGCCCUUGUAAUGCAUAUGACCCUGGCCAUAGGAGGAUUUAUUAUGAAUCCUCUGAAGAUGGUCAUUGGGAAGUUAUUGACACCGAAGAGGCAUUGCGUGCCCUGUUGGCAGUUUUGGAUGACAGGGGUAAACGUGAAGCUCUUCUUAUUGAAUCCUUAGAGAAGCGGGAAGCUUCCCUCUGUCAAGAAAUGUCAACUAGACAUUUAUAUGAUGCAGGGAUCAGGCGCAUGCCAUCCGAAUCACCUGAGCUGGAUUUAGUCAGAGAAGACAGUUCUUCUCCUGUUUCUGACGUUGACAACAACCUAAGCUUGACAAUAGCCAUGAAUGAAUCUUUGACCCCAUUUGGUGCUAUAGUUCUUGAAGCUGGAAAGAAGGGAGAAGAACAAAACCGAAAGUGGAGACGUCUUCAAGAAUUUGAUAUGUGGAUAUGGAAAUGUUUUUACUUGAAACUUAAUGCUGUAAAAUACAGCAAACGUUCUUAUCUUGAUUCACUUAACAGAUGUGAGAGUUGUCAUGAUUUGUACUGGAGAGAUGAGAAGCAUUGUAAGAUCUGCCAUACCACAUUUGAGCUUGAUUUUGAUCUAGAAGAAAGGUAUGCCAUUCAUGUGGCUAUGUGCAGAGAGAAAGGAGACAAUAGUAUGUUUCCAAAGUUCAAAGUCUUAUCAUCACAGCUGCAAUCACUGAAAGCUGCAGUCCAUGCAAUUGAGUCAGUUAUGCCUGAAGGUGCUUUAGUAGGUGCUUGGACAAAGUCUGCUCACAGGUUGUGGGUCAAACGGCUACGACGGACCUCAUCUUUGUCUGAGCUUUUGCAGGUUGUUGCUGAUUUUGUUGCAGCAAUUAAUGAGAAUUGGUUGAAUCAAUGCAAUACUGAUCAAGGGGGUUGUGCUGUUAUUGAAGAAAUCAUAGCAUUCUUUCCAACCAUUCCCCAAACAUCAUCUGCAGUUGCACUCUGGUUGGUGAAGUUGGAUGAGUUUAUUGCUCCAUAUUUGAGGAAAGUUCAUUCCAAAAAGGAACUGGAAAAUGGGACCAGAUGUUCAGAGAGAAGAGCUCCGAAAGAAUAAAGCCAGCCUCUGGUUGGAGCUUCUACAGGUGGGAAGCUCAUUUGCUUCUAUUCAAGGCAUUUGACUUUCGGGUGCUGUCUCCAUUGUCAUCCUAAUGCCUAACACCAAAUCACUCUUCCGGCUAUGGCUUGUCAUUUUGACUAUUCAAUAUUCAUCAUUGGAGCAUUUAUUUUGAUGCAUUCGAAGUUUGAUUUUGAAGGAUGAAGGCAGGAACAUCGUAUGAGAUUGUACAGAGCAGAGUUAUGACUAAAUAUUCAUUUUUGAAUGUUAUUGUACUCAGGGAAUCUGAGCUAUUUAGACAUUGUACAGUGCUAGAUACAUACAUAUGCAGGAAAAUCAAGUUUUUGGUACAAAACUGUGUACCGUGCUCCUCAGUCAGUUAAAUGAUUACUACCAUUAUUCCUUCAUUGUAGAAAAGGAAUGUUGUAGCUCCUUGUCAAACAGUAAUCUCAUUUCAUUGAUGUACACAGCUAACUUGUCAUUUUAAUAUGGCAAUGGCGGAAUAAAAUUUUACCAGCGUAUGCUGUAGUCUUCCUUCGCUAA
Messenger RNA from Theobroma cacao (cacao), 4271 nucleotides. Its product is annotated as Homeodomain-like transcriptional regulator. Gene Ontology annotation, molecular function: DNA binding. NCBI's taxonomy places the organism in Eukaryota, Viridiplantae, Streptophyta, Magnoliopsida, Malvales, Malvaceae. The record is from RefSeq and is a predicted model, not a curated record. Gene Ontology annotation, biological process: regulation of transcription by RNA polymerase II.